Messenger RNA from Cryptotermes secundus, 2144 nucleotides. It is a transcript of the gene eIF3k, whose product is annotated as eukaryotic translation initiation factor 3 subunit K. Lineage: Eukaryota; Metazoa; Arthropoda; Insecta; Blattodea; Kalotermitidae. The coding region runs from base 56 to 706 and encodes 216 amino acids. The record is from RefSeq and is a predicted model, not a curated record. The transcript is spliced from 4 exons. Gene Ontology annotation, biological process: regulation of translational initiation. Gene Ontology annotation, cellular component: cytoplasm; eukaryotic translation initiation factor 3 complex. Gene Ontology annotation, molecular function: ribosome binding; translation initiation factor activity.
UGUUGUCCACCAAUAACAUGGGAGUUUCGCAGGGCUGUCCUCUUGGUUGUAAAAGAUGGCGGAAGCAAUGAGGCAGACUGUGGCUAAAAUGCUGACAGGAAUAGAAAGAUAUAACCCAGAUAAUCUACAGACCCUGGAGAGUUAUGUUGAGUAUCAGUCUAGGGAAAAUACUUAUGAUCUUGAAGCUAACCUUGCUGUUUUGAAGUUAUAUCAAUUUAAUCCACCGCGGUACAAUAGCAGUGUCACAUGUCAGAUUUUACUAAAAGCGCUCACGAAUUUCCCUCACACAGACUUUGUGCUGUGUAAAUGCCUUUUGAGUGCAAAACAUCUUGCAGAUCCACAGAUAGGUCAUAUAAUGUAUUUGGCAGACAUUCUAGAGAGUUGUGAUUUCCAGCAGUUCUGGGGCCGUGUUCAUUCAAUGCCUGAGCUGUGUUCUCAGAUAACUGGUUUUCAUGAUUCCAUUAGAAAAUUUGUGUGCCAUGUUGUUGGUAUUACAUUCCAAACAGUUGACAGGGUUGUACUGGCCAGUCUUCUUGGAGGUGUGGAUGAUCAGACACUAAAACACUGGGUGAAGAAGUAUGGUUGGAAGGAAGAGGACAGUGGUAUGAUUUUCAUUGCAAAUCAAGAUGAAAAUAUAAAAACAAAGAAUAUCACUGAAAAAAUUGAUUUUGAAAAUGCUGCUGCAAUAAUGGCAGCAUCACGUUAAAUUGUGUCUGUUUGUCACUUCAUCUUAGAAAAUUUGUUUUUACACAUAACAGGCAACAAAUGUUUUGUUAUAUAUUGCAAAACUUAUGUCUGUAAUGUGACAGAAUACAACAGCUAAUAGACAGGUGCAAAGUGCUUUUUUCUUUAUAUUAUACUUUCACGUGCAUGAGUGACUGUAGACAGGAUUUGGAUUGGUAAUUGGAGUUACUGGGCUCUUACAGAUUCAUGACUACAAGCAACUACAGCGCUAUCUCUAAUUCACACACUUAAGCCUUCUCAGCCUGCUGUGUCUUCACUAGCCGUUGCGUGGUAGUGGCUUUUACGGCGGACGUUCUGCUUCAUUUGGGUUUCCAAACUAACCCUGGGCUCAGCUACCAGCUUCUUACAGCAAUGGCUCACAGCAGUUCCCUGACUGACUAACACACUCCACUCCACUGACUGACUGAUUCCCAGGCUGGCGGCCAUCUCAACGCUUGUCUCUUAAUCUUCUAACUGCCGUCUCAUAGCUGUAGCAUGGACCUCAUAGAGAACACCGCUUCCAACAGCUCUUCUAGUACUUUGUGCCAUUACCUAGCAGCGGCCAUUGUCUGCAGAGCAAUUACUUAGGAACAGCUAUUGUAUAGCUGCUUAUUUAGCCUAUUAUUAUCAUUGCCUAGCAACUGGUGUACAUGCUACAAUUUUGUGGCAUAGAGACUCAUUGCUAAGUGGUGACUUUGUAACUGCAACUGUUUCAGGGCAGUGGCUUGGUAAACACAUUCUUGCAGAACGAAUAUGCAUGCAACAAGAGAGUUACCGUUGGAAACGGGUUGUUUUCUAUGUGAUUCAUGCCAAAAUGUUAUAACCAGGACAGUUGGAGCAAAGAGUUCAGUUGUGAGUAGUAUUAGCUGAAGAAUCUCCAUUGUUGAGAGCUGUUACCAAGCAACAACUAGGGAGGACUACAAAAGACUACGGCUUGGCAUGUGCUAUAGUGUUUUAUAAAGUAUGUAGAUCAGCGAUAGCACUGUAAUUGCCUGUAGUUCUGAGUCGUGUGUAUAAGUGGUCAGUAAGUCCAUUCAGCAAUUCAAACCCUGUCUGUAGUCACACAUUACAUGAUAAUGUUUUAAGCUUUCAUGGGGACAUAAUGUGUAGAGCAGUCAGCUGUGCAGUAACUAUCCAGCAUUUUGGAGACCGCGGCGAGGAAUUGAUGUAGCCAGUGAUGUCUGCCCAUCGAUUAUAUACACAUCUCACAUUCUGCUGUUCACAUGCUUAGAGGAUGUUGUAUAAACAGAGAACAGCUGCACCAUCCACAUCAGCUCCCUGACAGUGAACAUGGAGACCAUAUCCAUAAUGUCAAAUACUAUCUUCAUUUAGACGUGGCUGAUUGCCUGAGAAGACUCUGUGACUUUACUAUUCCCUGUGUUAGCAGUUUUAGUUUUAAUAUAUCUCUUUCCUGUGUAAAU